Messenger RNA from Cicer arietinum (chickpea), 1040 nucleotides. Its product is annotated as allene oxide cyclase, chloroplastic-like. Gene Ontology annotation, biological process: jasmonic acid biosynthetic process. The record is from RefSeq and is a predicted model, not a curated record. Lineage: Eukaryota; Viridiplantae; Streptophyta; Magnoliopsida; Fabales; Fabaceae. Gene Ontology annotation, molecular function: allene-oxide cyclase activity.
AUGUUUCACAUUUUUAUUUCUUCACCGUCCAUUUGUUUGUCCAAUGUAUGCAUAUAAAUCACCAUUUGCCUCUAUUGUUCCUCACAUAGUCUUUUUCUCAUCCAUACACACAUACUAUUAAGAAUUAGCAUUCAGCAAUGGCCACUUCAACCUUUUUGAAACCAGCUGCUAUUGUCACCACCCCAAAAUCAUUUCUCACCCCCCCACAAUCUACCAAAACUUUCUCAUUCUCACCUUUGACCUCAUCAAAUGCACCUCUCACAAGGAGCCUUAAGAUGAACAGCACUUCAUCACAACACUCUUCCUUUUCUUUAUUUCCUGCCAAAUCUGUUUCAGUCCAAAGCCAAACUGAAAACCAUUCUGGAGUUGAAAAAGUUCAAGAAAAAGUUGAAGAAAGAGUUCAAGAAUUGCAUUUGUAUGAACUCAAUGAGAGAGACCGUGGUAGCCCUGCUUACUUGAGAUUAAGCAAUAAAAGUGUCAAUACUCUUGGUGAUUUAGUCCCUUUCAGCAACAAAUUGUACACUGGUGACCUUCAGAAACGUAUUGGAAUUACAGCUGGAAUUUGCAUAUUGAUCCAACACAAUGCAGAAAGGAAUGGUGAUAGGUAUGAAGCAGUUUACAGUUUCCACUUUGGAAAAUAUGGAAGUUUAGCUGUACAAGGAGCUUACCUUACCUAUGAGGACACUUAUCUAUCUGUGACUGGUGGUUCUGGAAUAUUUGAAGGUGUUAGUGGCCAAGUGAAGCUGAAUCAGCUUGUGUUUCCUUUUAAGAUUUUCUACACAUUUUAUUUGAAGGGUAUUAAGGAUUUGCCUGAAGAGCUUCUUGGUAAGCCUGUUGAUCCUAGCCCUGCUGUUGAAGCUUCUCCUGCUGCUAAGGCUCUUGAGCCUCAUGCUGUCAUUGAAGGUUUUAUUAACUACUAAAUUUGAUGCUUCUUUGUCUUAUUAUAAUGGUCAAAUAAUAAUUGGAUUUUGUAAUGGAUAUAUUUCUAUAAGUGUUCAAAGAGUACUAUCAAUUAAUUACCACUGUUUAUUAAUAUUUAA